AUGGCUGUCCUUGGCAUCACCGCCACCCUGCUGGGGUGGGUGGCCAUCCUCCUGCUCGUGUCCAUCUGGAAGCAGGUCCACAGCAGCUGGAACCUGCCCCCAGGGCCUUUCCCACUUCCCAUAAUUGGGAAUCUUUUCCAGUUGGAGUUGAGUAACAUUCCCAAGUCCUUCACCAGGCUGGCAGAGCGCUUUGGGCCGGUGUUCACACUGUACCUGGGCUGGCGGCGCGUUGUGGUCGUGCACGGCUACAAAGCUGUGAGGGAAGUGCUGCUGGACUACAAGAACGAGUUCUCCGGCCGAGGCGAGCUUGCCGUAUUCCAGGAGCACAAGGACAGGGGUGAGUCCAAUUCCCAGGCACGUUGGAGCACGACAACCACCAGGACGGUGAUGGGUGCGAGCCGCCGAGCACUGGCCACAUACGGAACUGACAAUCAUAGUAACAGUAUCAGAAUGAAUUCAGGCGAUGGCUUGUGCAUGCAACGCAUCGCUCAAUUCCUUGUGGAGGAGGGGAAGGAGGGAGUGGGCCGGCCCUUCGACCCCACCCUGGUGCUCGGCGGCGGGCCCUGCAACGUCAUCGCCGACAUCCUCCUCCGCCGCCGCUUCCCCUACGACGACGACACGUGCCUGCGGCUGAUGCGCGCCUUCAACGAGAACUUCUACCUGCUCAGCACGCCCUGGCUCCAGUUUUACAACAGUUUUGCAGACUAUCUACGCUACCUGCCUGGAAGUCAUAGAAAAUUAAUGAAAAAUGUGUCUGAAAUAAAAAAGUAUGCGCUUGAAAGAGUGAAGGAACACCACCAGUCCCUGGACCCCAAGUGCCCCCGGGACUUCACCGACUGCCUGCUUGUGGAAAUGGAGAAGGAAAAGCACAGCCCAGAGCCCUUGUACACACUGGACAGCAUCGCUGUGACCGUGGCUGACCUGUUCUUUGCGGGGACAGAAACCACCAGCACCACUCUGAGAUAUGGGCUCCUGAUUCUCAUGAAAUACCCAGAGAUUGAAGAGAAACUCCAUGAAGAAAUUGACAGGGUGAUUGGGCCAAGCCGAAUCCCUGCCAUCAAGGACAGGCUAGAGAUGCCCUACAUGGAUGCUGUGGUGCAUGAGAUUCAGAGAUUCAUCGACCUCGUGCCCUCCAACCUGAGCCAUGAAGCAACCCGGGACGUCAUGUUCAGAGGAUACGUCAUCCCCAAGGGCACAGUCAUAAUCCCGACUCUGACCUCCCUUUUAUAUGACAGUCAAGAAUUCCCUGAUCCAGAGAAGUUUAAACCAGAGCACUUUCUGAAUGAGAACGGGAAGUUCAAGUACAGUGACUAUUUCAAGCCAUUCUCUGCAGGAAAAAGGGUGUGUGUCGGAGAAGGCCUGGCCCGCAUGGAACUGUUUUUAUUCUUGUCCGCCAUUUUGCAGCAUUUCAAUUUGAAGUCUCUUGUUGACCCAAAGGAUAUUGACCUUAGCCCUGCUGCGGUUGGGUUUGGCAGCAUCCCUCCACACUACAAACUCUGUGUCAUUCCCCGCUCAUAAGUGAAAGGAGGAUAUGGCCUGAAAAACCACCUGCCUGCGUGUGGGCAGCCCCUCCACAUGGAGUGAAUCAGGCCAGAGAUGAUGCUUUCCAAAGUCACAGUGUUCAGACAGAAUGUGAAAGCAAAGUCCAAAAAGAUUUUGUUAAACUGACUAAAUUAAACUAUGCAUUAGUUUGCGGCUAUGUUGGGGUUCCUGGAAACAGUGGUGAUUAGGAACCUGUCAUUAUAAGUUAAACUAACCUCUUCUAAAAAAGUAGAUUAUCCAGUUACCAGAGUCAACAUCAAUUAUAAAGGACAGACAAAAAGGAAUACGGACAUUAUUUUGUAGGUCAGAACAGGGAGAAAUAAUAUAGUUUUGGCAAGAUUUAUUAGCCUUGUCAAAAAUAUAUCCCGUACCAUCUUGCCUUAGGAUAUUGUUCCUAUGAGCAUCAUUCUGUGCAGUAUCUUCAUAUUAAAAUAUGUCUGAAAUGUCAA
Galeopterus variegatus (Sunda flying lemur) is the source of this 1991-nucleotide messenger RNA. RefSeq names its product cytochrome P450 2E1. The record is from RefSeq and is a predicted model, not a curated record. The transcript has 10 exons. Gene Ontology annotation, biological process: xenobiotic metabolic process. Lineage: Eukaryota; Metazoa; Chordata; Mammalia; Dermoptera; Cynocephalidae. Bases 1 to 1518 code for a protein of 505 amino acids. Gene Ontology annotation, molecular function: iron ion binding; heme binding; oxidoreductase activity, acting on paired donors, with incorporation or reduction of molecular oxygen, reduced flavin or flavoprotein as one donor, and incorporation of one atom of oxygen. Gene Ontology annotation, cellular component: cytoplasm; intracellular membrane-bounded organelle.